Fusarium oxysporum Fo47 is the source of this 2187-nucleotide messenger RNA. RefSeq names its product WD40-repeat-containing domain protein. Bases 1 to 2187 code for a protein of 728 amino acids. The transcript has 3 exons. Lineage: Eukaryota; Fungi; Ascomycota; Sordariomycetes; Hypocreales; Nectriaceae. The record is from RefSeq and is a predicted model, not a curated record. Gene Ontology annotation, molecular function: protein binding.
AUGGAAAGCCCCUCGCUCGUCAACGGCCAUCGGCCCUCCUCCGACACUUCUGUCGCAGCCCCCGGUGCUUCAGCUCUUCUUCAUUCUUCUAUACCUACUUCGUCUUCUACUUCUCAACCUGCUUCGGCUACAAUAACAAAUCAUACACAUCGCCAUGCUUCUGCGCCGUUCACAGAACUUGACUCAUCCUCACCCCUUCCUCCUACAAACGGCCACUCUUUGAAAGUCUCCGACAUCGACUCCGAACACCUCGACGACAACUCUUCCCAACAACCCUCUAAAAACAAUUGCGAUAGGCACCGAUCCGAUCAAGAAAUCAACCCACGUCUCGUCAAGAUGCCUUCCGAAUUGGUCGGCAAGACCGUCAGCCCGUUCCUUAAGGAACAUAUUCCUGGCCUCUAUGCACCCUUUGGCAAGGCAAAGACAGCCAUGCCUCUAUCUCCCAGUCCCAACAAUACCACUGCGAUUCGGAAGAGAGAUCCCAACAGCAAGUUUUGCUAUCGUCACCGACCUGACUCAAAAUGUCGACGCGCCGCCGACGAGACCAAAAUGGGUUUCAUCCAAACUGAACUCAACAGCCUUUCAUCCGCAGACCAAGAAGCCAUUACUCACGUAUGGUCUCUCUUUUCUGCUGCUCCAUCAAAACAUCGUGAGCUGAUGCUACAGGGCAUCAUUACACAAUGCUGCUUCCCCCAACUCUCUACUGUAUCACGCGAGGUACAAGAACAACUCAAGAUCGAUUUCCUUGCCGCUCUUCCUACCGAACUCUCCUACAAGAUCCUAUCGUAUCUCGACACAGUCUCUCUCUGCAAGGCCGCUCAAGUCAGCCGUAGAUGGAGAAACCUCGCCGACGACGACGUGGUGUGGCAUCGCAUGUGCGAACAACACAUUGAUCGCAAAUUUCACCGACAACCGAAUGCCGCCGACGUGGUAGAGAUCGACGAUGAGGCUGAGACACAAUCGAGCGAUUCACGAAAACGACAAGCCGACAACGAACACCAACAUGAUGAUCGAGUUGCUAAACGCUCUCGUGUGAGCAACGGAGAAAAGUCAAGACAACAGCUUGAACAAGAACGGAAGUUUCGACCAUGGAAAGACGUUUAUCGCGACCGUUUCAAGGUGGGGUACAACUGGAAGACUGGUCGUUGCUCCAUAAAGACCUUCAAAGGUCACGAGAAUGGCGUUACUUGUCUCCAGUUUGACGACAACAUCCUUGCAACAGGUUCCUAUGAUACGACCAUCAAGAUUUGGAACAUCGAGACUGGAGAAGUUAUGCGCACGCUCCGAGGACACACUUCGGCAGUUCGCACUCUUCAGUUUGACGACUCCAAGUUGAUUAGUGGCAGUUUUGACAAGACCAUCAAGAUUUGGAACUGGCAAACAGGAGAGUGUUUGAACACACUCCAAUGUCAUACCGAGGGUGUAUUGUCAGUCCACUACGACGGGUGUACUCUGGCAUCUGGCUCAAUCGAUAAGACCGUCAAGGUGUUCAGCUUUGAUACCAAACAAACAUUCUGUCUUCGAGGUCAUACUGACUGGGUCAACCACGUGCGAAUUGACUCGCCCUCCCGUGUCGUCUUUUCAGCAUCGGAUGAUCUUUCGGUCAAGCUUUGGGACAUCGAUUCAAAGCAGUGUAUCAAGACAUUCCUUGGCCAUGUUGGUCAGGUCCAGCAAGUUCUCCUGAUGCCCGCUGACUUUGAGCCUGAUGAGGUGCCUCAGCUGGAUACCACAGAUACUGCAUCUGUGUCCAGUGGCCGAAGUAACAGCCCUCCUGCAGCGACUGCCGAGCAGCCUGUCGAUGCUCGGGCGGCUUAUGGCUCGGGUUUCACAUCCGACCCCGACCGUCCGCUACCCCCGCGCUACAUGCUCACUGGUGGAUUGGACAACACGGUCCGCUUGUGGGACACUACCACUGGCAAGUGCAUCCGCAGCAUGUUUGGUCACGUUGAGGGCAUCUGGGGCCUUGUUGGUGACACUCUUCGUGUGGUCACAGGGGCUAAUGACUCCAUGACCAAGAUCUGGGAACCUCGCUCUGGAAAGUGUGAGCGGAGCUUUACUGGCCAUGCCGGCCCAGUCACCUGUGUUGGUUUGAGUGACAGCCGCAUGGCAAGUGGCAGUGAAGAUGGCGAGGUGCGGUUGUACAGCUUUGAGGGAGAACGUGUCGAAGAGCGUGGCACUCCUUCAUAA